AUGGCAUCGCAGACACACUUGAUCACUGGCGGCAGCGGCUUUAUCGCCAUCCAUCUCGUCUAUCAGCUCCUGGAAGCCGGAUAUGCGGUGCGUACUACUGUACGGAGCUUGAACAAUGUCCCAAAAGUCCAACCGCUGCGAGGGUUGCAAGAGAAAUAUCCCAGAAAGCUAGAGCUCUUCGAAGCAGAUCUACUAAAGCCAGGCUCGUUUGAGACUGCCAUGCAAGGCUGCUCGGUAGUUCAUCAUGUUGCUUCCCCGUUUCUGAUGGCCGAAAAGAUCAAGGAUGGACAGAAAGAGAUGGUCGAGCCCGCUCUACAGGGAACCCGAAAUGUGUUGAACAGCAUCAACAGCACGGAAAGCGUCAAAAGGGUUGUCUUGACAUCGACUAUUGGCGCAAUUUUUGGGGACUAUAUUGACGUAAGAAGCAUGAAGGAUAACAUCCUACAUGAGAGCUACUUCAAUGAAUCAAGCUCUGCUACUCAUAACCCAUACCACUAUUCUAAAGUCCUUGCCGAGAAGGAAGCGUGGAAAAUCCAGAAGGCUCAAUCACGCUGGGAUAUGGUUGUCAUCUGCCCGGGACUAGUUCUUGGGCCGUCACUGACAACUGGGUCCGAUUCUGGGAGCCUCUUCUUGCUGGAUGAACUGUUUAGCGGACAGCUUUGGUUUGGCGUGCCCGAUUUGAACUUCUGCACCGUUGACGUGAGGGAGGUCGUCACAGCGCAUAUCAGAGCGGCAGAGAACGCAUCUGCGAGUGGGAGAUAUAUUAUCACUGACAGUCAGAUGGCAAGAUUUAUCGAGAUCUCCAAGCACGUCCGAUCGCAUGCCGAGCAUCCAUGGACCCUUCCCCGUCACUUGCUACCAACUCCACUGGUGCGAAUCGUAGGGCCUCUAUUUGGCUUGACACCCAAAUGGAUGCGCGCCAAUCUUGGAAUACGGUUCUCCGUUGAUAAUGAACGGGGUGUCAAGGAGCUUGGAAUAUCAUACCGCCCACUGACCGAGACAUUGGACGAUCACUAUAAGUCAUGGGUUGCUCAGAAAGGAAAGCAAGCGGCUAAGUUGAAGGAGAGUCAAAAGUAA
Messenger RNA from Fusarium keratoplasticum, 1077 nucleotides. Its product is annotated as Epimerase domain-containing protein. The record is from RefSeq and is a predicted model, not a curated record. NCBI's taxonomy places the organism in Eukaryota, Fungi, Ascomycota, Sordariomycetes, Hypocreales, Nectriaceae. Gene Ontology annotation, molecular function: oxidoreductase activity, acting on the CH-OH group of donors, NAD or NADP as acceptor. Bases 1 to 1077 code for a protein of 358 amino acids. The transcript is spliced from 2 exons.